AUGGCACCAAAGAAGGUUAUGAAGGUGAAGAAGCUGGGCUUGGAAAAGCUCAGGAAAGUGAUGAAGGCAGGCAAGGCCAAGGCCAAGGCCAGCUCUUCCAAAGGUGCCUUGGGAAAGGCUACCUCUUCCAAAGGUGCCUUGGAAAAGGCCAAGGGCAAGAAGCUCAACAAGUCCAACUUGGAAAAGUUUGGCCAAAUGAGCUUAAAGGAUAAGAUAGCUGCUGCCUGUGAAGAGGGUGAUGGCCUGGAGGCAGCAGCUGAAAUUCUCAAGGGCAGCCUCACUAAGGAUGAGCACAGCCAGGCUUCAGAGCUUUGGAAAAAGCAAGACAAGUGGAGCACAGAGAAAGAGAUGCUGGCCAAGUUCUCGGAAGAGGAACUGAGCAUGCACCUGAGGCAGGGCAAGGCAACUGCAUCUGGCCUGAACAUGGAGCUUGGAAAAGUUCUAAGCCAGCUGAAAGUGGUCUUGGCUGGCAAAGGGAAGGCAGCAACAGACAGCAAAGCUGUCAAGAAAGUGCUGGAGGAAUCUGCAAGGGUGAUAAAGGCAUCCAAAGAGGAGGCCAAGGAGCUGAG
Durusdinium trenchii is the source of this 569-nucleotide messenger RNA. Lineage: Eukaryota; Dinophyceae; Suessiales; Symbiodiniaceae. The record is from the annotation of a GenBank genome assembly.